GCGAGGGCCGCGGAGGCCAUCUUGUGGCCGCUGAGCCCGCUGCCCGCCCGGCCCCGCCGUCGCUUAGCAACGGGGAGCUGCGCGGCAUGGCGGCUUGGCGCGCGCGGCGGGACCUCUGGAGGCCGUGACUGGGAGCUGUGGUUCCAGGACAAAGAAGCACCCGGCUUCUAAUCUAGAAGCAAAGAUGCAGAUGCUAAUGCCCGAACCUCAGAUUUUUGUGGAAAAAACACUGGCUCUCAUCAAACCUGAUGUUGUAGCUAAAGAGGAAGAGAUAGAGGAUCUCAUCCUCAGAUCUGGAUUCAUGAUUAUCCAGAAACGGAAGCUCCAGUUAAGCCCAGAGCAAUGCAGCAUCUUUUAUGCAGACCAGUAUGGAAAAAUGUUUUUUCCUAAUUUAGCAGCCUAUAUGAGCUCUGGACCUUCAGUUGCUAUGGUUCUUGCCAGACAUCGUGCAGUCUCAUACUGGAAGGAAUUGCUUGGACCAUCAAACAGCAUAAAAGCUAGGAUGACUCACCCUCACAGUUUAAGAGCGAUCUAUGGGACUGAUGAUCUGAGGAAUGGACUUCAUGGCAGUCUCAGCGUAUUCUCAGCAGAAAGAGAAAUUCGAUUCAUGUUUCCAGGAGUGAUCUCGGAGCCAAUUCCAGCUGGACAAAGAGCUAGAGAUUACUUGAAUCUUCACAUAAAACCUACGUUACUAGCUGGGCUCACUGCACUUUGUAAAGAGAAGCCAGCAGAUCCAAUGACGUGGCUCGCUGACUGGCUGAUGGAACACAGCCCUAACAAACCUAGGUUACAACAUUACAUCGCUGAAGAAGAACACCAGGAGUGAGAUCUCAGUGGAAAUCAUCUCAAGUAUUCCAAGUUACAGACAGAUGUCAUCGUUUUCAUUGUAUCUCUGGGCAAUUAAUAUUAUUUGAAGUAAAUGUUACUGUCGUAACUACUCUCGUGUCUUUAUGGAAUCCUUACUCUUAACCAGAAUUUAAAAGCUGUAGUAACUUUUCUAUUGACUUCGAGAAUGUAGACUAAUGUAAUAAAUCUACUGUGUCAGGUGAUUAGAGAAGGGUGAAAUUAUCUUCAGGUGUUACCUGAGCUGCUAUUUUCUCUAAUUAUCUUGGUUUGGCUGUCUGGGGAAAAUAAAAUCAUUAAGACAAUCGCAGAUUCCCAAAUGACCUUCAGCUGUUCUAUACUUUGUUAAGCAGACUUGUUUCCAGUACUUUUUUAGGAGACACAAAUUGCUGCUGAGAGGAGGUACCUGAAUGUAAGUUAGAAAACAGACAUUGAGGCCAUAUUACCAACCUGAGAAAUAUGGUUGUUGAUUGCAUCACUGAACUAUGGCAACUCCUAAAGUGGUGACUUGAGACUGAUGUAUUUUGACAAAAUAAUUUGGAAUCUGAAUUAAGGGUGCCUUGAAUGUACGUUUUCCAUCUCCGUGACAAAAGGCACAGUGGCUAUAAAUCAGUCUCUAAUUUCUAUUAGAAGUCACAAGAGGUGUGUUUUAGGGACUAAUGCUGAUGUUAUUUCCAAUAUUUGUUUAAAGAAAGGUGCUUAAACGCAACAGCUCGUAAUAGGGGUGUUUUUCUGUGCUCAUCUGCUCUUAAAAGCUAUGCUGAUUUCUGUUGUUUUCCUUGUAUUGUAGUUUACAUUUGAAAUUUACUGUUUUAUUUAACAGUUUCAAGGGGAUGGGUUAGGGGCUAUGCUGUUCAACAAGCAGUGGUUAAUCCUGUACUCUAUUUCUAAUUGGACUGGUUGGGAGAGGGCAGGAGGCUUUUUUGUUUUCUUCAAAGCUGUAUUUGCACUGUUAACUUCAAACUUUGUAUCUUACGGUUUUCCUGGGUUGUGAGGGGAAAGCAUUGGCUCACAGUUCUGAAACUUGAGUAGUUUUAACUUGUACUAACACAAAGUCAGAGUUUGUUUUAUGGCAAACAUUGCUUCUCAAACUUGAGUAAUUAGCAGCAAUUUGAGCCAUUUAUCUGUAAUAUUAAACUUUUUCUAAGCUAAUCAUUUGUAUCUUCUAAGAGAACUGAUCCAUCCUUGCCAUUUCAGAUAACCAACCUCUACAAAAAACAAAACGAAAAACACAACAGCCUAACGCUCAGAUGUGAAGAAAAAACAACACGGUCAUUAGAAAUACAGCAAACAGAUCUCUUUAUAACUAAUUUCUCUUGCCCAUAAUUAUUGUUCCCUACACGUGUCUGAUUGCUGCAAUUAUAGGACAGUUGUGCUUUGUGGUUUCCUGUUAGCCAAACCAAAGCAUUUCUAUAUUGAACAUGCCAGAAGCUAAAAUCCAGUGUAUUCACAGUGUGUUCUCCUUCGCUUUUGUCAGUUACUGAGGUGUUUGCUUACUUUCUUAGAUGUGUCACAGUUUGACAAUAAAUAUCUCCUUUAUGGCACUGUUGGAGCUCUGUUUGUCUUUUGCAAUAGACCUCUGUUACGUCAUACCUAUAGAAGGUUUGUAGAUGCUGCAGUGAGUGUCCGGGUCCUAUGGUACACUGGAUGUGUAGGAAAAAAGGCAAAACUAGCUGGAGUUGCAAAUGU
Messenger RNA from Lagopus muta (rock ptarmigan), 2532 nucleotides. It is a transcript of the gene NME5, whose product is annotated as NME/NM23 family member 5. Bases 185 to 826 code for a protein of 213 amino acids. Gene Ontology annotation, molecular function: nucleoside diphosphate kinase activity. The transcript is spliced from 6 exons. Gene Ontology annotation, biological process: GTP biosynthetic process; spermatid differentiation; UTP biosynthetic process. The record is from RefSeq and is a predicted model, not a curated record. Lineage: Eukaryota; Metazoa; Chordata; Aves; Galliformes; Phasianidae.